Molecule: messenger RNA, 479 nt
Organism: Dalotia coriaria
Lineage: Eukaryota; Metazoa; Arthropoda; Insecta; Coleoptera; Staphylinidae
Exons: 2
Coding region: 53-406 (117 amino acids)
Cellular component (GO): mitochondrion
Source: RefSeq, a predicted model, not a curated record
AAAAUCCCUAACACUGUCAGCUGUAUUUGUAUCUACCUAUAGUGAGUAAAAAAUGGCUGAACAAUACGAUUUGGCCGCGAAAGACAUCGAAAGACUAAAAGCCAACGCCAAAAGACGCCUGGAACUACGCAAUGAAUUCCUCAAACAACAAUCCGACCCAUUUCGACAUGCAUCUGGCGAAGGCGGACAUGUCUUUGAUCCAGCAAUUCAACGUUUCGGUGCCAUGCGUCUGAGUUCCUUUGAACAUUUCAAAGCAAACGCUAAAAACGUCCGCACUGGAUUAUUCUGCGUCGUUAUACCGCUGGCUGCGACCAUGUACAUCUUUAAAACGCAGAGAGAACGAGACGAAGAGAAGUACCGCACCGGACAAGUCGCCUACAAGGACCGUCGAUUCAAAUUCAUCUAAAUUCAUCAAUCUUAUAUUGCUAACAUAGUAAUACUAGCGAAAAUCAUAAUAAAUUAAAUGCAAUUCGUGUAAA